AUGACUCAUUUAUAUGAGGAAAGUUUUGAUAACUUCCAAUAUCCAUAUGACGGUGAUAUUCGUAAUCAGUGCUUUUUGUUAAGACAUGGAAAUAAACCUGAAGUUGAUCCAAUCAAUAAUCAAACAUUCUCAUAUCGGCACAACAACGAACGGAAGUGCAAAGAUGAAUUCGGCCAGUCACCUUUAAACCCUCAUCUUGUCAUAAUUGUGAAGUCAAAGCUAGAUAACUUUGAGAAGAGGAAUGCCAUAAGAAAUAGUUGGGGCUUUGAACGACGAUUCUCGGAUGUGUUAAUAAAAACAGUUUUUUCAUUGGGAAUUGAUCGUGAAACUCACGACGGUUUGCCUUCAGAAACACAGAAACUUGUUGAUUUAGAAGCUGAAAAGUAUCAGGAUAUUAUUCAGUUCAAUUUUAUUGACGAAUAUUUCAACAACACCCUGAAAACAAUAAAUGGAAUUCGAUGGUGCAAGGAAAACUGCAUUCGAAGCAAAUUCUUCUUCUUUGUUGAUGAUGACUUUUAUGUCAGUGUGAAGAAUAUUCUUGCAUUUUUACGCUAUCCAACAUAUUAUCCCGAAUACUUAGAAGAGCAUAAAGAAGAUUUAAGAAAAAUUAACCAAAGAAAAAUCCACGGAAUUAAUCAAAAUGAGACAGUGAAAGUUGAAACGAGAAAUCUCCUUUAUCUUAAUAUGGAAUUGCCACCUGAUGUCAAGCUAUUUGCUGGUUUUGUAUUUGAUACUACACCUCAUCGACAUAAGAGUAGUAAAUGGUUUGUGUCGCUGAAAGAAUACAAAUAUGACAAGUGGCCAACUUAUGUGACGGCUGGAGCUUUCUUGUUAUCGCGUGAAGCCUUACAAGAAAUUUAUUGUUACAGCCUAUACACGAAACUGUUUCGGUUCGAUGACGUUUUUCUUGGCAUUGUUGCACACAAAGCUGGAAUUGAACCAAUUCAUUCCGAAGAAUUUCAUUUUUAUCAACACACAUACACUGGACCAGCAUCUUACCGCUACGUUCUAGCAGCUCAUGGUUAUGACGAUCCAAAAGAAAUGACUCGUGUAUGGAGUGAAGUUCGGGCUAAUGGAUUUGCUUAA
This is a messenger RNA of Clunio marinus, 1086 nucleotides long. Lineage: Eukaryota; Metazoa; Arthropoda; Insecta; Diptera; Chironomidae. The record is from the annotation of a GenBank genome assembly.